AUGGAUGUCUCGGAUCUCGCAUUACUGGCAGACGGCCGACACCUCGCGUCUGCAGGUCGAGAAGGGAAGGCGGCGAUCUGGGACAUCAGCGGCAGCGCACACCAAGUCGCCGCCCUCCAACUCGCACUCUUCAGACGCCUCACGUGGUCCAGCAACGGUGCUUGCGUCGCGUCCGAAGACAACCGCAUGACUAUACAAAUAUGGACGGACGAGCGUUCCAGAAGCUACCCCUUGACCGUGCCAGGACAAGACAUGCCGAGCCGCGCGCAUUCUCCGCUGACGGACGCUGGCUUCUGGCCUACGAUCGGCACGGCUGUCAUGUUUGGGAUGUGGUCCACGUUCAGUAGCUCGAGUACACACGUUGCUGCUGGGCAUGAAGACGGGAGCGUCCGCGUCUGGGACAUGGCGACUAGACAGGAGCCUCUGCAUUGGCAGGCGCACGCCGAGCAGAUCCUUGAUAUGGCCUUCUCCCCGGACGGACGGCUGCUCUUGUCAGCGUCGCCAUGGGAGAAGACGGUGAGGUUGUGGAAUGCGCACACAGGUGCGAUGGUGAGGUCGCUCGAGGGACAUGCGCACUGGGUGUGCAAGGUGUGCUUCUCUCCGUGUGGGAAGUACAUUGCCUCUGCAUCUGAAGACGAGACGGUGAGGGUUUGGAGGACGAGCGAUGGGGUGUGCUUGGCGACCCUCUCUGACCACGGUGGGGAGGUCCUGCAGGUCGCGUUCACUCCUGAUGGGACAAUGUUGUGGUCUGCGGCCCACAAUGGAACUGUCUUGGGUCGUCCGCUACGGGAGAUCAUUCCAGAUGAAAUCGAACCAUAG
Dichomitus squalens LYAD-421 SS1 is the source of this 819-nucleotide messenger RNA. RefSeq names its product WD40 repeat-like protein. Lineage: Eukaryota; Fungi; Basidiomycota; Agaricomycetes; Polyporales; Polyporaceae. The record is from RefSeq and is a predicted model, not a curated record. Gene Ontology annotation, molecular function: protein binding. The transcript is spliced from 2 exons. Bases 1 to 819 code for a protein of 272 amino acids.